This is a messenger RNA of Dibothriocephalus latus, 178 nucleotides long. The record is from the annotation of a GenBank genome assembly. Lineage: Eukaryota; Metazoa; Platyhelminthes; Cestoda; Diphyllobothriidea; Diphyllobothriidae.
GAGGAUGCAAGCCGUCUGGCAAAUCGCGAUUGGCCCGAACUCAUCUUUCUGGGCACGGCCUCCUCCGCACCGAGCAAGUAUCGUAACAUUAGUGGCAUUCUCCUGCGCACCAGGUAAAAUGUUACCGAAAUCAUUAUACGGACCGAGGAGUUUUUUUAGUUUUUUAUUUUGUUGGUAA